AUGACUCGAGAUUACAGCAUCGAACUGAGACUUGCCCCCAGCAUUGAUGAGGCUAGACAUGCCUACAUGGACCUGCGGGCAUUGCUGAAACCACCCCGUUCAGAUGGAGUUGGUUAUAAGGACCCACCGAAGUUAAAUACUGUCCUAAAAGAAAGGUUAGAGCGGAUGCGGGACUUCUUGUGGUUAUACACAAAUAUCACGGAGAGUGACAGUGGGCCAUGUCCGGCAAAUCCAGUUGAUCAAGUGGCAUGCAAUACUGGAAAAGCACAUGGCACAUACCUUUCUCGGUGCUUGCGAAGCUGGAGCAAGGCUUAUAUCAAGGACUGUAAUGCAUUUCCAAUCCACAGGAAGCCUCGAAAACUUUCAUGCAUUUAUGACGAGUCCCUCGCUGCAGAUUUGAAGCUCCACCUUCAGAGUGUCGGGAAAUAUGUGCGUGCACAGGAUCUCAUUGACUACCUGAAUGUUCCUGAAAAUCAGGCACAUCAUGGUUUCACAAAAAUGAUCUCACCACGGACAGCUCAACGAUGGAUGAAUCACCUUGGUUACUGCUGGAAGAAAGAACCAAAGGGGCAGUAUUCUGAUGGACAUGAGCAGGAAGAUGUUGUCUAUUUUCGGCAAAAUGUUUUUCUGCCAGCGUGGAAUCAUUACCAGACACGGAUGACAAAGUGGAACCAGGAGGGAGACAUUACUGUUGAGGACAUUGAGACCAAUGGUACAACUCUGUCAAGUUGUUGGGUCAUAAUGUGGUUUCAUGAUGAGUUGACCUUUUAUGCCCAUGAUCGACGGAAACAAAGAUGGGUGCAUAGUUCCAAAGGUGCAAUCCCUCAACCGAAAGGGGAAGGAGUGUCAUUGAUGGUUGCCGAUUUCGUCUCGGCAGACUAUGGGUGGCUCCGCUCUCCAGAUGGUGAGGAGAGUUCUUGA
Messenger RNA from Suillus bovinus, 921 nucleotides. RefSeq lists its product as uncharacterized. NCBI's taxonomy places the organism in Eukaryota, Fungi, Basidiomycota, Agaricomycetes, Boletales, Suillaceae. The record is from RefSeq and is a predicted model, not a curated record. The coding region runs from base 1 to 921 and encodes 306 amino acids. The transcript is spliced from 2 exons.